AUGUCAAUAUCCAUCUCAACAACUUCUGAAGAAACUCUUUUGCCAUUUCGUCGUUCUUGCGAUCGUUGUCAUGAUCAGAAAGUUCGAUGUAUACGAAGCCAGGGAGAAAGCCAUCCGACAAUAGCUUCGGAACAAUGUGUGCGAUGCAAGAAAUCAGGCGCAAUAUGCGUUUAUAGUCCACAACAAAAGCCCGGGAGACCGCCACUCUGUAGCGAAAUGCGUGACACGGUUCCUUCAACUGUGAACCACAGGAAGAGACCUCCGCAAUCUCCCGAACCGGCAUACUUGUCUCGCCUUUCACCAGCUUCAUGCCCGCCCUCGGCAAACUCGCUACACAAUCCAGCUUCAGCAGACAAUUCGCUACCUGUCAACCCCGCUCUGUUUUCACCAUUCACAAUGGCUGAUGCAUUGGUUGAUACCAGCAGCAACGCAUAUGAAGCUGAUUUUUUGAUUGGCGUCUCAGGUAUGCCGCCAAUCGAAUCUUUAUCUCCAACGUCAAGACAGAAAUGCUUUUUCCCAGAGGGGCCAACUUUAGAGUCUUUUGUAGAUCAGACUGAGAGGGAUACUGAAGAGUUGGGCAAUUUAAGUCUCCGAGUCUGCCGUCUGAACAAAGCACUCUCUUCUUCGUAUCCUUCAUCCCUCUCUAUAUCCUCCCCAUGUUUAAAUGACAUCUUCAUCUCCAGCGAGAUUCUCGUGGGCAUCAUCCAUCGAAAUGUCGGCGGCAAAUACGGCAACAAAGCCGAUAGUUUUGUACCCGACACUGGCCCGCAUGGAUUUGAUCUCUCCGCAAGCUGGGAGGAUGUCGAUUGGCUUCAGCAGCGGAUAUCGGAAAGGCCAGUGGUAUCGCCCCCAGCAGACCGCAGAAUGCCGGAUACUGGCAUCGUGUUGAUGAUUCUUGCUUGCCAUCAGCGCCUACUUACAACAUUGGGGGGGAUCUUGUUUUAUAUAUCGCGGCAUCUGCGACAGCAGCAGCCUUCAAAACGCCCUCUUGGGACGUCACAGUUUCUAGAAAUGCCAACAACACAGGCCAUCAUUAAUGUCAAACUCGUGAGCCAUCAACUUCAACGAUUGGACCAUGCUGUUGGCUUACUAGGGGAUAAUGGAGCUUCGAAGAAUCCUAUCAGAAGCAAUACCGCAAGAGUAGUAGCAAGUUCUAACGAUUCACUACCUUCUUCAAGAUCAUCGGGGUCUCCUUUGUCUACUCAUGGUACAGCUGGCCGUGGCUCAUUGAACAAAUCGAAGGAUGUUUUUGAUGAUGAGGACAGUGAACACGAAUCGGAUAUAAGCAGUAGCAGCGCAUCGAGCGGUUCUCAUAAGGCUAUCAGCUCAGCGUUGACCAUGAUGAAACGUCGUCAUGAACAUUUGCAACGUCAAAUAACAACUGUGAAGCAGCUCAUUAGACAAUUUGAUUCAAUUUGA
This is a messenger RNA of Trichoderma atroviride IMI 206040, 1419 nucleotides long. NCBI's taxonomy places the organism in Eukaryota, Fungi, Ascomycota, Sordariomycetes, Hypocreales, Hypocreaceae. The record is from RefSeq and is a predicted model, not a curated record.